Papilio xuthus (Asian swallowtail) is the source of this 5051-nucleotide messenger RNA. It is a transcript of the gene wake, whose product is annotated as ankyrin repeat and fibronectin type III domain containing protein wide awake. Lineage: Eukaryota; Metazoa; Arthropoda; Insecta; Lepidoptera; Papilionidae. The transcript is spliced from 19 exons. Gene Ontology annotation, molecular function: protein binding. Gene Ontology annotation, cellular component: spindle. Bases 289 to 4668 code for a protein of 1459 amino acids. Gene Ontology annotation, biological process: regulation of establishment of bipolar cell polarity; signal transduction; establishment of mitotic spindle orientation. The record is from RefSeq and is a predicted model, not a curated record.
AUUUCAAGUCUAAUCAAAACGUCCAUUUAAAUCUAGAUCAUUCUAAAUACUAAGACGAAGACAAAGUUCUGACCGGAGGUAAUCUAGAAGUAUAAAUUCUACGAAAUUCUAGAAGAUUCUUAAAUAAUAUUAAGACUUAUGAGGACAGUGUACAUUCAUCUGCAAGUUUAGCCAGAUAACCUAGUGGAGAAGCUCUCUCGUUACCUAACUAACACAACCACGAGGACAACAAGUAAACAACGAUGGCUCGGCCUGAGGUUGUGCGAUGAAGCUGCAGAUGAGGAGGGAAUGGAGGAACCUAACGUCACGAAGCGGCCCUCCGUGCUGACCAUAGACAGGGCCGCGUUCCUCCUUCUACGAGUCAAAAGAGCUUUCAAGAAGAAGAGACAACAGAGAAAGGAGAAGCAUGCAGCGGCAGCGGCGGCGGCGGCGGCUGCGACGGCGGAGGGUGUGUGCUUGCGGCGCGGCCCACCACCGCUGUUGCGCUCACGCACGCUCCCCGCCAUCAUUGCGCCCGGCUUCUCCAUACUGCACGCGCAGAUUGAUCCUCAGCGGUGUAAUGAUAUCACACAAAGUCAAUUACUAUGUCGCGGAGUACCAGGUCACAAGGUUUGCGGUCUCCGCUCGCACGCGCCUCGCAUCUCGUUCACAAACAAAGAGGAGACAGAUAGCCAUGAGCUACGACGUAAAUCAGCCAGCAGUCGACUCGGUAGCUCACCUCGCUCGAGUAUCGCCAGUGAAGAUAGAGUCGAUGGAUUGGCUUUAAGAGUGCCAACUCCGCGUGGCUCUGUGUCAAGCAGCAGCACAGUAAGUGCAGGCUCGAGGCUCGCGCGCCUGCUGACACAGGGCGUGCGAGGAGCCCCUGAAGAGGUCGCCGCCGAUGCCCCAAGAAGGUUAAGCUGGGAGAGGAGAGACUCAGCAGGUCAACUUCCUCGGUCUGCGAGCAUAGACUCAGUGGUGGAGGCAGCGAUCUGCGCGCGUCACUCCGAACCAAGCCAGCCCACGCUACUCCUCCCUGCGAGAGCUGAUAGAGCGCUCAGCCUCGUCUCCCCCGCGGUCGGCAGGAGAGCGAAAAGUCAGAGAGGACAAGCGGAGCUGCAGUACGGCGGGCUGCUGGAGGGGUGCGCGGGGGAGCUGCCGUCGCUAAGCGCCUGCGCCCCGCUCCCCGCCACGCUCGACAAGGCGGCGCGGCGACAGCAAAGGGAUGCGCGCGCGCACCAAAACAAGCUCGCACAAGUUAACAUACAUUUGCAGGCAUUGUUUGCUGCAGUUGAACAUGGCUACCUGGACAAGGCUCGCAAUAUCCUCGAGUCCACAGAUGUGGACGUCAACAGUCUUAACCCAGACGGUCUAUCACCAUUGGACGUGGCGGUGUUGGCCAACAAUAGACAACUCGCAAGAAUGCUCAUGGAGUUUGGUGCCAAAGAGGGAUCCCAGUUCAAAACACCGGAUGCCCUGGGCGCACACUUGCGGCGGCUGUCGAGCGAGGCCAAGUCUCGACUGCACGACUUCGGCGGAUGCAACCCGGAGCGAGAUUGUCGGGAGGACAGCUGUACUAGAUCUUCAGCGGCGGGUCAGGCGGGUACAACAGGCUGCGCCGGUGGUACCGGCUCGGAGAAAGACAAACAAGCGCAGCACUGGGAGAGAAGGUUGCGGACACUUAAAAGGUUGAUGUUAGGUUGGCAAGAAGCGCGUGUGCCGAGCGGCAGCGCGCCCGAGCUGGAGGUGUGCGGCUCGCACGCGGUCGCGGUGAGGCUGAGGGAACACAAGCACUCGGUUACCUUCUCACACUCUGCGCAACGAGACAACGCUAUUAUAACUAAGUACAAAGUGGAAUGGUCAUCGCGAGCAGACUUCUCUAACCUGUGCGGGUUCCGUGAGGUGGCGGCUUCUGGCACCACGACUGGCACCAAAGUGCUGGCGGCGGGGCUCACCAGGGGCCGACGGUACUUCUUCAGGGCCGCCGCAGGGAAUAUCAAGGGCUGGGGACCCUUCACCGUCUCCGUGCCUAGGAGUGUAGUGCCCAGCAGUAACGGGGGCGCGGCGGAGGCGCUGGAGGCACUCGCCAGCGCGGCGGCCGGCGCACGCCAGCGCCCCGCACCGCCGCGACUGCCGCGCAAGAAGACUGCCACCAUACGACAGCUCUUCACUGCUGCCAGCAAGUUCCAGAAGAAUCUAAGAAGAGGAGUAUACUUGUCGUGUAUAGUGUACCACGAGGACAAGGUGCUGGUGACGAGCGAGGAGUUCCUGCCUGUCAUAGAAGUGGAUGAGACGUACCCUGCCUGCAUCUACACUGACUUCCAUUGGCUUAUGAAGGUGUCAUGUUCAUGGGACGAGGUGAAGUCUCUGCGGGCGGACAUGGAGAAGCACACCUCCUCCUCCGUGCACUUCCGCCUCAAGCUGCUCACCGCCGCCGCGCAGAUGCAGUCCGCGCUCGGCAUACAGGACCUAGGUCAGGUGUACCACAAGCCGCUGCGCGACGCGCACGGCACGGUGGUGGUGUCGUGCGUGUGCGCGGCGCGCUCCAGCAAGGUGUCCGCGCUCAACUCGCGCUGGGCCCCGCUCGCCAAGCUGCGCCGCCGCGUCCUCAGCGAGGACAACACCAUGGCCGACCUCCUCAUGGCCUCCGUGCACGACCAGAUCGCCUACCACCAGGUGUCUCGUGUGCAGCUGCCCCGCGGCCUGUACCUGGGCUACCUGAAGCUGCAGUCUUCAGUGGAAGUGGUAAGGAUCGUGGCUCCCGCGCGCACACCCAACGUGCCCCCGCACACCAGGAUCAGGGACAACCCACAUGUUUCAGCCGAGGAGUGGGACUAUCUGUUGGCGCAGUCCGGUAAAACGACAACAGAAGACCAGCAGACGAUAAACAACCUCGCGAUAAACGCCGACGAGAAGCCGUCAGAAUCUCAGGAGAUGUUCCUCGACCAAAUAUCCUGCGCGUCCAGGAGACUGUUCAAAGAGAUGGACAUACCCAUUGAAACCGUCAACACCCACCGAAUCUACGACCUCGAGGUCAUAGAGUUAAACAAUGACGUCAGUUUCAUCAUGGUCUGCCCUCCAGCUGAGCAGGCCUGCUCCGUGCCCGGACAGAAGGAAAUACUCCUCCAGAAAGGCGAUCUACUCAGUCUGCCGAUACAAGCGUUCGAAAUGAUACAUCUACAAACUUACCACACCAGUAUACUAAACAAAUACUCCAAGCUGAGCUGCGUCCUCGAGCUGGACGUCGCCCUCGCCGCACAUUCACAUCGAGAGGCUUUCUCAUGUUCCGAAUUACAGACCGCUAAGGAGAGGUUAACUAAACUAGAAGAUUUACAGAACAAUCUCAAUAUAGUAUGGAAAGCGGAACGAUGGCUUAUGGACUUGAUCGGCUUCGCGAGAGACAAAGAUAAAACCGGCUCCAGCUCUGGAAUACUCCUCAAAUACAUCCUAGAAAGAAACCCCACCGAGGGCUGCGUCACCGAAACGGACACAAAAGAUAAAGAUGUAAAUCUAAAAGUGGACCUCCUCCAGAUACCCUCCAGGGAUGGAAAAAUAACCAAAACCUCACCAGGGAGGGGAUCCUGGCCCGGUCCAGCGGGAAACGGAAACCACGCCCACCUACAUCCAGAAUUUAGCAAAUCGGAGCAACAGCUGAGCCUAUCCCCGCGACAAACAUCAGUUUCAACCCUCAACUUGAGUACGUCUCAAUUUCUAAAUCCCGAUUCUAAAUACUCAAGGAAAGGUAGCGGCGACUCACAAUUCACUCAAUCUAGUCUUAUGAGUAACAAUUACUUGAGCAGUAACUCACAAUUCGAUAUCAAAUCAUCAGGUUCUCAUACCAGUAUCGGCAGCAAUCGUCUGCCGCCGUCUAAGAGUGAAGAUACACUCGUCUUGCAAAAUGAAAACGUCGACCCUAAACCUAGACCACAUAGCAUGAGUAAUGCAAGCGCUUCAACAACAUCUAGUCCAUUGUUGACUGUUAAGAAUUACUAUCCCGGUAGUAUGAUAAGUGUUCGUACGAUGAAAGGGAACGUGUCAGAAUCCGUACAGAGUUUGUCCAGCGAUUCUGAGAGUCAAAGCUCACCUUUAUCCGUUCCGUUAAAACUCCGUCCCUCACCAAAUCGGACGUUUAAUGUCAUCGCGUCAAAGAGUAUGAAUAACGUUAAAUCUGACAUCGACUUCACCGAUACUGGACAGGAUGUAUGUCACAAAACUAACCUCUGCAUCAAACGACAGCCAUUGCUGGAGACGCAGGAAGACGUGGAGUGCAAUAACAAAGUUCCUAAGACUGAGAGAGACGAAGAUAUGAAGCCUCGCGAACAACGAACACCCGACCAACCGGGAAUACUACAGGUAUUCGCAGCAUACGAGACAGGCCUAGCUGCGGGCACGUCACUGAAGCUCCACGUGACACCACGCACCUCAGCACGAGAGGUCAUCGACCUCGUCGUCAAACAACUCAACAUGGCCGCCGUGCUGAAGGGCAAAGCGGGUCCUGUGUACGGCCCUGAGAGGUUGCAGGACUUCUGUCUCGUGGCCGUCAUCGGGGCCCGUGAGAGAUGCCUCAGAGACGACUUUAGACCUUUACAGCUACAGAACCCCUGGAGGAAGGGCCGAUUGUACGUCAGACUUAAACACGACGUGCUCGCUGCUUUACAGCAUUCCGCCAAACAACCAGCUUUUAUAUAAUACUAGGAACAAUAUUAUUGUAAAAACGAAUAUUUAAAUCAUCCAAAGAUAAAACAUCCACAUGUUUGUGAAUGAAUUAUUAACACUUCUAAAUACAUUUAGUAAAUAUUAAAAAGUGACGAAAUUCAAAUAUUUUAACACAUUCAAUGCCGGCGACUUGCUUGAGUGGCAUGAUUAGUAUUAAGACCGAUAACUAGCGUUUAAAUUGUAAUUUGACCGUAUUUUUAUAUAUCCUCUAAUCCUCUAAGUAUUAAUAAAAAAAAAACAUUAUGUUAUAUAAAAUGCUUCGAAAUUGUCAGUUACGGGUACUCGGUAUCGCAUUUCUUUAUUUCAAUCGGCUAAAAACACUUUUAAAUGCAUUUUUAAACCAUAAAAACUGGUAA